Messenger RNA from Rhinopithecus roxellana (golden snub-nosed monkey), 2294 nucleotides. It is a transcript of the gene KLKB1, whose product is annotated as kallikrein B1. Gene Ontology annotation, cellular component: extracellular region. The transcript has 15 exons. Gene Ontology annotation, biological process: proteolysis. Gene Ontology annotation, molecular function: serine-type endopeptidase activity; protein binding. Bases 119 to 2035 code for a protein of 638 amino acids. The record is from RefSeq and is a predicted model, not a curated record. NCBI's taxonomy places the organism in Eukaryota, Metazoa, Chordata, Mammalia, Primates, Cercopithecidae.
AAAGUCAAUAUCGAAGCCAAGGAAAACAUUGCCUGCAGUGCCACAUUAGAACAGCUUGAAGACCGUUCAUUUUUAAGUGACAAGAGACUCGCCUCCAAGAAGCAAUUGUGUUUUCAGAAUGAUUUUAUUCAAGCAAGCAACUUAUUUCAUUUCCUUGUUUGCUACAGUUUCCUGUGGAUGUCUGACUCAACUAUACGAAAACACCUUCUUCAGAGGUGGGGAUGUAGCUUCCAUGUACACCCCAAACGCCCAGCACUGCCAGAUGAUGUGCACAUUCCACCCAAGGUGUUUGCUAUUCAGUUUUCUUCCAGCAAGUUCCAUCAAUGACAUGGAGAAAAGGUUUGGUUGCUUCUUGAAAGAUAGUGUUACAGGAACCCUGCCAAAAGUACAUCGAGCAGGUGCAAUUUCUGGACAUUCCUUAAAGCAAUGUGGUCGUCAAAUAAGUGCUUGCCACCGAGACAUUUAUAAAGGAAUUGAUAUGAGAGGAGUCAAUUUUAACGUAUCUAAGGUCAGCAGUGUUGAAGAAUGCCAAAGAAGGUGCACCAAUAACAUUCGCUGCCAAUUUUUUUCAUAUGCCACACAAACAUUUCACAAUGCAGACUACCGGAACACUUGCCUAUUAAAGCACAGUCCCGGAGGAACACCUACCACUAUAAAGGUGCUGAAUAACGUGGAAUCUGGAUUCUCACUGAAGCCCUGUGCCCUUUCAGAAAUUGGCUGUCACAUGAACAUCUUCCAGCAUCUUGCCUUCUCAGAUGUGGAUGUUGCCAGAGUUCUCACUCCAGAUGCUUUUGUGUGUCGAACCAUCUGCACCUAUCAUCCCAAUUGCCUCUUCUUUACGUUCUAUACGAAUGCAUGGAAGAUCGAGUCACAAAGAAAUGUUUGUUUUCUUAAAACAUCUGAAAGUGGCACACCAAGUUCCUCUACUCCUCAAGAAAAUACCACAUCUGGAUACAGCCUUUUAACCUGCAAAAGAACCUUACCUGAACCCUGCCAUUCUAAAAUUUACCCGGGAGUUGACUUUGGAGGAGAAGAAUUGAACGUGACUUUUGUUAAAGGAGUGAAUGUUUGCCAAGAGACUUGUACAAAGAUGAUUCGCUGUCAGUUUUUCACUUAUUCUUUAGUCCCAGAAGACUGUAAGGAGGAGAAGUGUAAGUGUUUCUUAAGAUUAUCUUCGGAUGGUUCUCCAACUAGGAUUACAUAUGGGACACAAGGGAGCUCUGGUUACUCUCUGAGAUUGUGUAACACUGGGGACGGCUCUGUCUGCACAACAAAAACAAGCUCACGCAUUGUUGGAGGAACAAACUCUUCUUGGGGAGAGUGGCCCUGGCAGGUGAGCCUGCAGGUGAAGCUGACGGCUCAGAGGCACCUGUGUGGAGGGUCACUCAUAGGACACCAGUGGGUCCUCACUGCUGCCCACUGCUUUGAUGGGCUUCCCUUACCGGAUGUUUGGCGCAUUUAUAGUGGCAUUUUAAAUCUGUCAGACAUUACAAAAGAAACACCUUUCUCACAAAUAAAAGAGAUUAUUAUUCACCAAAACUAUAGAAUCUCAGAAGGGAAUCAUGAUAUCGCCUUAAUAAAACUCCAGGCUCCUUUGAAUGACACUGAAUUCCAAAAACCAAUAUGCCUACCUUCCAAAGGUGACACAAACACAAUUUAUACCAACUGUUGGGUAACUGGAUGGGGCUUCUCGAGAGAAAAAGGUGAAAUCCAAGAUAUUCUACAAAAGGUAAAUAUUCCUUUGGUAACAAAUGAAGAAUGCCAGAAAAGAUAUCAAGAUUAUAAAAUAACCCAGCGGAUGGUCUGUGCUGGCUAUAAAGAAGGGGGAAAAGAUGCUUGUAAGGGAGAUUCCGGGGGUCCCUUAGCUUGCAAACACAAUGGAAUGUGGCGUUUGGUGGGCAUCACCAGCUGGGGUGAAGGUUGUGCCCGCAGGGAGCAACCUGGUGUCUACACCAAAGUCGCUGAGUACAUGGACUGGAUUGUAGAGAAAACACAGAGCAGUGAUGGAAACGCUCGGAUACAGGCGCCAGCGUGAGGAGCAGCCCAGCGUCUCGGCGAUUUUUACAACCUGGGUUCAAGUCAAAUUCUGAGCCGUGGGGGUCCUCAUCUGCAAAGUAUGGAGAGUGGCAUCUACUUUGCAUCCUGUCAUAAGGACACAAGACAGUGCACUCAGAGCUGCUGAGGACGAUGUUUUGCUGAAGCCAGCUUUCAGCGUUCAGUAACUGGGAGCUGAUAAUGUGAAGUCGCAACCGGGAUCUCCAUGAUUGUGUGUUGUAAAAUAAAAUGGUGAAAGA